Messenger RNA from Hirundo rustica (Barn swallow), 788 nucleotides. RefSeq names its product NDUFA4 mitochondrial complex associated (gene COXFA4). The record is from RefSeq and is a predicted model, not a curated record. The transcript is spliced from 4 exons. Bases 374 to 625 code for a protein of 83 amino acids. Lineage: Eukaryota; Metazoa; Chordata; Aves; Passeriformes; Hirundinidae.
GCAGCGGGCGGGGUGGGGCGGCGCUGCCCGGCUGCCCCGGGGUGCCCGCGCCGGUGCCUGCUGCCGCCCGCGCCGCCCGCGCUGCCGGCGGGACGGGGCCGCGCUAAGGCGGGGGCCGCGCAGGCCGGGGAGCGCGGCGGGGCGGGCGCGGGGCGGCGCGGCGGCGCGGCGGCCGGCGCGGGUCGGCGGAGGCCGAGCAGGCGAACGCCGGAGCUGCUACAUCCGGGCGGCGCAGGCGGCACCUGCCGCGGCGGGGGCCUCGGUGACAUUGGGGCUCGGUGGUUGAAGGGGGAGGCAGCGCUGCGGAGCCUGCAGAGUGUGAUCUUCGCACGCACCCGCCGCCGCCGGACCGCCGCUACCCGGCACCACCGCCAUGGUGCUACGCGUUGUCUUAACCCACGCGAAGAAGCAUCCGGCCCUGAUCCCUCUGUUUGUGAUCAUUGGAGCUGGAGGUGUUGGUGCAAGCCUCUAUCUCAUGCGUUUGGCGAUGUUCAACCCUGAUGUCAGCUGGGACAAGAAAAAUAACCCAGAACCUUGGAACAAAAUGUCUCCCAGUGACCAGUACAAGUUGUACUCGGUUAAUAUGGACUACAGUAGACUCAAAAAGGACCGUCCUGACUUCUGAAAACACAGUCAUGUCCAUAAGCUCCACAGAAAGGUCUUCCGGCAGCCGUCCGCACAAGUGUCAUGCUUAGUCAUCCAGGAAAUAAUCAAAUUUACCUCACACAGCACUCGAUCAUGUGUUUGAAACUGUUUUGAUGAGGCUUAAUAAAAGUUUAAAACUUGAA